GCUGCAUCUCCGUCCCUAUCCCCGUGCAUCACCAUCAACAUCCGUUAUCCCAUUCCCAUCUGCAUCCCUGUUUCCCAUCCCCAUCCCAUUCUUUCCCUAUUCCCAUCCCCAUCUGCAUCCACAUCCGUGAUCCCAUCCCCACCUGCAUCCCCGUCUCCAUCCACAUCUACGUCCGUGACCAUAUCCCCAUCUGCACCCCUGUUCCCAAUCCCAUCCCAGGCUCCGUUCCCAGCACGGCUGUGCUGCCCUGGGGUCACCACCCUGUUGUCCCCACUCCCUGCAGCCUGGGCAGCCUGAGGGGGCUUCUCCCGGCCAUUGCAUCAUCCCAGGGAAGGGGGGUCCAGGGGCAGAGGGACAUCAGCAGGCCCAGCACACACUGCCACCAGCCUGGUGCCACUUGCCCUGGUCACAAAGGGUCUGGGGCUGGCCCCAGGGAGGGCUGCCUGUGCUGUGUGUGCUGGCAGAAGCUGGCAGAGAGGAGCAGUGGACGUGCAGCUUGGAGUCACCAAACUGAUGCCUAAGCAGUUUUGCCCAUCUCCUAAGGUCGGGGUUCCAUGCUGAUCAGCAACCACAAACCAGUGGAGGAUAUUUUAGGUUAUUUGUUAGGAAAUCUCAGUAACUAGCAGCGCAGGAUAAACCACAGAGCACCAUGGCAACCCGCUCAGGAAAAUGCUAAUAACGGGGACAUAAGGUGGGUGAUUAACCUAUCAAAAGCAGAACCCUAGCAUUAAGUUGGGUGCAGAUCUAUGCAGAAAAAAAUGAAGCUUUCCCACCGUGAUCAGGAAAAAACCAGAGCAGCACAAGCAGAGACCCUGGCAGGGUCUCUGGGUGGGGGAAACAGAGGGUGGAACCUCUGGCUGCCCCUCUGCCCCCUGCCACUGUAUGGAGCAGCAGUGGGAUGAGGGGUUAUCAUGCUGCUCCCCUUUGCUUUGUGGGAGUGUGGCUGUGUUGUUUGGCUUGGCUUUGCCACCAGAGUUAUAAAUAAAAAUGUCUCUCCAAGAGUGCGUGACUCACGGUCCUCACCGCAAGGAUAACCUCUCUGCUGGGAAACCUGAUCUGAGGACAGAACUGCAGCAUGCAGGAAUCAAAGACAUUGCUUAAUUAAUGCACUUAGUCCAAACGGAGAACAGAUGAGCCCCUCACCCCACCUGGGUUGUGGGUGGGAUGCUGGGGAAUGCAUCUGAGCCCCUCUGGACCCCUGUUCUGUGUCAUCCCCAAGCUCCAGCUGCUGACAACCCAGCCCUCAACCUGCUCCAGGGCCUGGUGGUUUCCCUGGGGCAGCACUGGGGAGCUGUGGCAGUCGCUGACGUGGCCUCAAGCAGGCUCAGCUAUUUCUCCUGCCACCCUGCAUGGGGACAGCUUGUGGGUGCUGGUGUUGUCUCAACGUGAGGUGUCCCAGUGUGGCAGGCUGUGUCAGCCCUGUGCCUGGGCACAGCAUCCUCCCAGGCUGGGACCCCUGCCCCACGGGGAGAGGGAUGCCCGGUGCCCCAGUGUCCCAGCCCAGGGGGACCUGGUUUAUCCCGGGGGUAGGCGACGGCGGGGCGACAGCUGGCUGGAGGAUUUGCCGAGGGCAUUAUUUAAUGCUGUGGGUAAAUGGAGGAACAGCAGCUAAUUCCGGAGCCCGUAAUCCUCUUCCUCCCCCGGGGCUGGGGAGCGUGCCAGUCACGCAGCUGCCGGCGGGUCCCGGGAAGGAGCCCCUGGCAGCUCCCCAGGCGGUGCUGCAGGCCAGAGCGACUCCCAGACCAUGGGUGAUGUGCAGAAGGGGCUGCUCUCCGUCAUCCAGAAGCUGAAGGGUUCCCCGGAGCAGGAGCUCCGCAUCGUCCUGCUGGGGCUGGAUAACGCGGGCAAGACGACGCUGCUGAAGCGCCUGGCGUCCGAGGAGGUCAGCACCAUCACCCCCACACAGGGAUUCAACAUCAAGAGUGUCCACUCCCACGGUUUGAAGCUGAAUGUUUGGGAUAUUGGGGGGCAGCGCUCCAUCCGCCCAUACUGGAAGAAGUAUCUGGGCAGCACAGACCUGCUGAUUUAUGUCAUUGACAGUGCUGACCAGAAGCGUUUCGAGGAGACAGGGCAGGAGCUGGCAGAGCUCACAGAGGACGAGUCCCUCACGGGGGUUCCGCUGCUGGUGUUUGCCAACAAGCAGGACCUGGUGACUGCAGCACCCGCAGCCGAAAUCGCAGAAGGGCUGAGCCUCCACACCUACCGGGACCGGGAAUGGCAGAUCCAGGCCUGCUCAGCCCUGUCUGGGGAAGGGGUGCAGGAUGGGAUGAACUGGAUUUCCAGCCAGAUCAUGAACAGGAAGAAGUGAGAGCUGCAAAGUGCCCGAUGGGACUGAGCUGCAGGUCCCUACGCCAUGGCCAAUCCCCCUGGUCCCUCGGCUCCCCCGGAGCCUCGGCUGGGCCCUGAGCCUCAGAUUGCCAUGUUCUGAUGAUUUUCCCGCACAGUCUUCCACUAAUCAAUUGGCUUUCCCUCUCCCUGCCUCCUGGGCUUCCACGGGUUCCUCACACCCCCUGACUCCCCUGCAGCCCCGGUGCUUUUGGAGGAAAGCACGUGUCCCACCGUGUUGAGGGCUUGCACACCUCCAGCACGAGAACCUGCCCAGGACUUGUCCACCCACGCUGCUGUCACACCCCGCAGGGGCUGCUGUGACCCCCACAGUGCCCCAGGCACACCGGGCACCCCGACACGGCGCUGGCUACACCUCUGUGUCCCCCCGUGCUCCCCCAGGAUGGGACUGGUGCUGUCCCGUGGCUCGGGACAGCCUCUGCUCAGCACCUCCCGCUGGCCAGAGGAGCCCCCAUGGGUGCAGAGGGCAGGCACCAAGACGGGACCAGUGACCCGGAGGGAUGUCCUUGCCCGGUGCCACCGCGGGGUCCCUGUACCCCUGUGACAAGCACUGUGUCCCAGCCGGGGCUGCUGUGGCCUGGGGGGCGGUGCCCAUCCGGAGGGCUGGGAGAUUCUGCUCCCGGGCCACCACGGCUGCCCUGGCGGAGGGAUGGGGGAGACCGGCGGGAGCGGCGCGGGGCUGCCCUGCGAGCCUCAAUAAAGCUGCUGUGAUGUCCACACUGCCUCGGCCUGUCCUUCCUGCUGUGCGGCCCG
Messenger RNA from Parus major (Great Tit), 3099 nucleotides. RefSeq names its product ADP-ribosylation factor-like protein 3. Gene Ontology annotation, molecular function: GTPase activity; GTP binding. Lineage: Eukaryota; Metazoa; Chordata; Aves; Passeriformes; Paridae. The record is from RefSeq and is a predicted model, not a curated record. Gene Ontology annotation, cellular component: microtubule cytoskeleton; cytoplasm. Gene Ontology annotation, biological process: cilium assembly. Bases 1745 to 2308 code for a protein of 187 amino acids. The transcript is spliced from 6 exons.